Messenger RNA from Salvelinus fontinalis (brook trout), 1943 nucleotides. Its product is annotated as hematopoietic progenitor cell antigen CD34-like. NCBI's taxonomy places the organism in Eukaryota, Metazoa, Chordata, Actinopteri, Salmoniformes, Salmonidae. The transcript is spliced from 8 exons. Bases 59 to 1018 code for a protein of 319 amino acids. Gene Ontology annotation, biological process: cell adhesion. The record is from RefSeq and is a predicted model, not a curated record. Gene Ontology annotation, cellular component: membrane.
CUCACGAUAGGAGGAAACGCUCCUUCUCUGUCACACAUUCACACUGGACAGGAGGAGAAUGUUAGCAGCAGCAUCCAAAAGGAGAAUGAAGGAGACCCACAAAAUGAUAGCUUUCACUUUGCUUUUCAUCGCCACACUCCUUCACGGUGGCGUAGUUGCAGAAUAUGAGGUUGUUACUGGGCCCACACGGCCAGUGAAUGAUGCUGGAGUCAUUCGUGGGGACGACAUUGAUACUACACAACUGGCAGAUGAAGAGGCAGAUACACCCUUUCACCAGAUCACUGUAUUCCCCAGUAUGCCUGGACUGGAUUCCAACCUCUCAGACAUUUUAGAUGACACCACAGCGGCUCCAGUCACCGAGGUGGUAGAGGAGACCACAGACAUGAGGGAGGCCACAGGGAAGGAGACCCAGGCUCCCCAGCAGAUUCUUACCUCCCACUCAAGUGACAUUGUGCUCAUCCCAGAGGCUGGUGUGAUGUGUGUUGAUAAAGAAGCGGUCCAGAACAGAGAUGCAGUGAGUCUGAAAAUAAAGGCCUCGUCCAGCUGUGAAGAGACCAGGUCUAAAAUUGAAAGUGUUCUGGAGCACCUGUGUGGGGUCGACUGUAAACUGGAGGUCUUUCAGGAGGACAACUCUAAAGAAAUCCUGAUCUUUGGCCAAUACAUAGAAGCUGAUGCUAAAGGAAUGGCAGAGAAGUUCAACAAUGACAAUAUAAAAGACAAGAUUGAUUUUGAGGAAGCUGUUCCUCGCUGGGGGAAGAACUCCAAGCUAGUGCUGGUCUCCCUGCUGCUCACUGGACUGCUCCUGGCUAUUCUGCUCAUCGCAGGUUACUACCUGAAAACCCACCGCCCACCACCCAAGGGAGCGAGACUGGCCGAAGAGGGUUUCCAGGUGGAUGAGGAGAACCAGGCCAACACCCUGGUGUCUGUGGCCCCUCUGCAACCACAGGAGCCCCUGGACAAGCCCCCCACCAACGGCCACGCCGCCACCCAGACUCCCGUUGCCGACACCGAAAUGUGAACAAGCUCUGAAUGACACCCCCCACGCCCCAUCACCACAUUCCCAAUACCUCUCCCCCUCAGUUACCUGGGGAUACUGCACUCUGACACAGAUUCAACAUCCAACCCUCCACCCCCAGGAUGAUGACAAUGAGGAAACUGAUGAUGACGAUGUCUGUAAUGUGAAAAAGAGAUUGUGAUCACUGGCCUCUAUUAGGUUUCAGUAGCGUCAGAGAAGGAGCCCAAACUCUGAGUUUGGGGGACUGGACAGCUGGGACAGACUGCAGUCCAGAAACAAUAAUCACAGCAAAAAAAGGGCAACAGAUCACCGGAAUUGACAGUUUGUGUUGCUGUAUCCAAAUUCAAGUAUAAAUCAAGGUAUAUGCUAUAUCUUAAACACUUGCAGAUCUGAAAUAUACUAAUUUGAACUAAAGGGUCAUCGUAGUUUAAAGUAUUGAUUGCUUGGUUCAUUUGUUUGUAUGAUCUUAUGUGAUUGUUUGCUUGGUUCAUUUGUUUCAGAAUGAUGUACAGUAGGCUUAGUGCGUCACUAUUUCUAUCAAGACAAACUUUCUAUUGUAGUUUUUUUAAACAUGUUUUUUCUGUUCUGACUUACCACUGUGUCUUUGAGAAUGUUGAACCAGGUAGACUCAUUUUAUCAUUCAGGAAAACAAACAGACAAGUUUUGUGUGGCGAAUUUGAUCAAUAAUAUUAGUCUCUAUGGUGCACUGCCAUUAGAUUGACAAAACCCCUAAUAACAUAUUCAACAUUCCAAAGACACUUUAUGUCCUCAAUAAAUCAGUUCAUCAUGAAACAUACAUGGAUGAAAGUAAAGCUGUAUUUUAGCUAUUGUUUUUUAAGGACUGAUUGUUUUCAUACAAUAUUGCAUGUGUACAUAUGCCAUUUUUCUCUGUUCGUAAUAUCUGUCCCAUAAAUUGUGAUUGUGUCAA